This is a messenger RNA of Zophobas morio, 2869 nucleotides long. It is a transcript of the gene Octbeta2R, whose product is annotated as octopamine receptor beta-2R-like. Gene Ontology annotation, biological process: adenylate cyclase-activating adrenergic receptor signaling pathway. Gene Ontology annotation, cellular component: plasma membrane. Lineage: Eukaryota; Metazoa; Arthropoda; Insecta; Coleoptera; Tenebrionidae. Gene Ontology annotation, molecular function: octopamine receptor activity. The transcript is spliced from 3 exons. The coding region runs from base 674 to 1906 and encodes 410 amino acids. The record is from RefSeq and is a predicted model, not a curated record.
AAUCGUCAGUCGACGAUAGGCCGCUCGCAGGCAUCCUGCUGUGCAGGAACGAUAAGGCAUUAUUGCAGGUGUGCAACUGCAACGCGUUUGAUCAAUGCCAAACCGCACGGCGUCGGCAUCGGCAUCGGCAUCGGCAACGGCAUCGGCGGUGGCGGCGAGCGUACAGACGCGCCGAGAGCGUCCGUUCGGUCCUCCUGCUCAGUCUGUGUCGGAGCGCCGAUAGAUCCAGUGGCAGCUCGAGCCUGGGCCAGAGGCGUACGCACGCGAAAACGUAAGCUCCGAGUUUUGGCGCUCUUCUGCACGCAGCGCACUUACCGGACACGGUAUUAAGUCGAGGGGUCGGGAUGGCAUAAUUAAUGGCCAGAAAGUGGGACGUGCAGAAAUGUCAGCACGGGAAGAGAAAUAAAAAUAAAAUAGGCCAGGCCGACCGAGCUGAAUCCAACAAAUUUUGAUUUUCGAGCACUGCAGUGAUCGUGGUUUUGUGUGUUUUUUCUCUAACGUGCUAGUGGUUGUGAGACAGUAAUAAUAAUCCGGGACUCGGCUCGAUUUAUGGAUGAGGUUAAGGGAAGUUAAUCAGCGUCAAGUCGCUCUCACGCCUACGGCCGCCCCGUCGCCAUGCACCAUGUGUCGUAAGCAGAAACUCCAAACCGACCAUCCAGCUUAAGAAUCUGUCAUGGAGAACGACACCUUCUACAGCACCGCCACGACGCAGAUCGCAAAACCCAACCAAGAAUGGACCCAUUACCUGAUCGUGGUCCUGAAAGCGACCAUCAUGGGCUCCAUCAUCAUCGUUUCGAUCUUCGGAAACCUGCUCGUCAUCGUGUCCGUGAUGCGACACCGUAAACUCCGCAUCAUCACCAACUACUACGUCAUCUCCUUGGCGUUCGCCGACAUGCUGGUCGCCAUGUUCGCGAUGACAUUCAACUUCAGCGUGCAGAUCUUCGACGAGUGGCUGUUCGGUUACUUCAUGUGCGACGUGUGGAACUCCUUGGACGUAUACUUUUCCACGGUCUCGAUCUUGCAUCUGUGUUGCAUCAGCGUGGACCGCUACAUCGCCAUCGUGAAGCCGCUCAGGUACGCCCUCAGCAUGACGAAGACAGUGGUGGCGUUUAUGCUGCUAGUGUCGUGGAUAAGUCCGGCCUUCCUCAGCUUUCUCCCCAUCUUCAUGGGAUGGUACGCCACGGAGGAGCACCUCAAGAGCCGGUCUGAGCACCCGGAGAUGUGCGAAUUCAAAGUGAACAAGCUGUACGCGAUCGUGAGCAGCAGCAUGUCCUUCUGGAUUCCGUGCACCAUCAUGAUCUACAUGUACCUGGCCAUCUUCCGCGAGGCCAACAAGCAAGAAAAAGACAUGUACAAUCGGCACGGGGCGGCCCUGCUGCUCCACCAGAACAACACCAACGGCGACAUGUUAUCGAAUUCCGGGGGUUCGUCGAAGACGCUCACCCUCCACGAGAUCAACCAAGACCUGCACCACACUCCGACGAAGGAGCGAAACAUCAACAAGAUGAAGAGGGAACACAAGGCGGCGCGGACCUUGAGCAUCAUCAUGGGCACUUUCAUCUUGUGCUGGUUGCCGUUCUUCCUGUGGUACGUCUCGAUCUCGUUGUGCACGACGUGCGAGUGUUCGGAUACUGUCGUCGGCAUCCUGUUCUGGAUCGGUUACUUCAACUCGACGUUGAAUCCGCUGAUUUACGCCUACUUCAACAAGGACUUCAGGGAGGCGUUCAAGAAUACGUUGCAGUGCGCUUUUUGUAGUUUGUGCCGCCGUCCGCCGUCCGAUUUAGACAGGUUUGACAUACGAAGGCCGUCGAUAAGGUAUGACGAUAGAACUAGAAGCAUCUAUUCGGAAACUUACUUAAAACACAUUGAUAGGAGGAGGAGUUCGGAGUUUGGAUCGAGUCUCUGAGUAGACCUAACUAGCAGCAGACUCACGACCACUAGUUUCUAGUCUGCUGCUAGUCCGAUUUUCAUGGUGCUGCAUAGUUGUUGGGUUAAUUGUAAGUCGAGUGCGAGAAACGUGAUAGAGUGUGUGAUACUUCUUCUAGUUUAGUAGCUACUAAUCCUUGUACAUAAUGCCAAACAGAACGAGUUCUUUUUUAUAUUUAUUUUUUAGUAGUCUCUACGAUCUUAAAUGGAUGUGUAAUUGUACGAGUUCUUUUGUAAAGGAUAUUUUUACCGAAUUGAAGACUUAAUUUAAGACUGCUGAUCAUUUUUGCGAAAUACUCCAAUGAAGAAACAAUUUUUCUACAUUUAGAAUUAAUUCAUAUUCGUAAAAAUUAGAAGUAAAUGUUUUUCGAUGUGUAAACAUUUGUGUAAAUGUGGAGAUUUUUUCAAACUAUCAAACCAAAUUGUAGCGAUAUACAAUCAUAAUUUAGACUUUUAAAGAAUGUGCAAUUAAAUUAGAUUAUUAAUAUUAGCGAAGAUCGACCAAUCGUGAAUUUGAAGAAGCAAUAAAUUUUGAAAUGAACCUACAGGAAGGUCUACAUCGAAGAGAAUCACUCUGAUUAUUUUUUAAGUCGGGUUAAAACGCACAUACAAGUAUAAAUAUUUUUCUGUAUUGUCUUCCCCUACAGUAUCAGUGUUCAAAUAAAACUAUCGACUUGUUGAGAAUCGAUGUCAAGAAUAAAUGUUCCAUGUACAAAACAAAAAAAAUGAAAAAAACACUUAAAGACGAUUUUGUUGAUUGAGUGCUUGCAUACCAAAAACUUUAGUUUUUUAAGUAUUUUGUACAUAGUCUCUUUUACUUAAAAUAUAUUUAUUGUUUGUUGACAUUUUCCAAGUUUAGUUUGUACAUUUGUAAAGAUGCUUCCGACGUAAACUGACAAUUUGCUUUUGACAAACAGGACAGAAUUCAAUAAAAUAACAUUAA